Aspergillus clavatus NRRL 1 is the source of this 1080-nucleotide messenger RNA. RefSeq lists its product as uncharacterized. Bases 1 to 1080 code for a protein of 359 amino acids. The record is from RefSeq and is a predicted model, not a curated record. Lineage: Eukaryota; Fungi; Ascomycota; Eurotiomycetes; Eurotiales; Aspergillaceae. The transcript has 2 exons.
AUGACGCUUUCAACGAGAAACAUCCAAUCCCCCCAAUCAUUCAGCAUCCUUCCCCGAUUCGUCCAAGAUCCCAACUCAGACUCGAGACAGAUGUAUGCCGACUCAGGCGGGCCCAAGGAGACUACCACAACUAACACGAUUCUAGUAUCUCGAACGCCCACAUUGUCAACGUUGAAAGAUGUGUCUAUUCCUGUCCCUCCUUUUGCAGAGCUGUCCGCGGCUUCUGAGAUCCAACGAGCACUGGGUCAUACCAGGCAGAAGUCAUCCUUAUCAUCACUUCGGAAGUUUCUUCCGAAGUUUUUACCAUUUGCGCUCCCAUUGUCGGCCGAUCCGCAGAUUCGGGCGUUGGCGGAGGCUGACUGCCGCCGUGAUAUCGAGACGCAGGCCGACGGCAACAUUCUCGAACAGUCACCAUGCGCAUCUUCCAUCUCGACACUCAGUGAAGUCACUGAUUCUGAUGCCCGCCACAGUGCAACUCAGCCGACGCCAGCCCGACCUCGUGCAGCUAGUGCGAACUCAACCGAUGCUCCUGAGGUUUUAGUACCGGCGCCUGUCCACGUCCGCAGAUCCAACACCGCACAUACUGCUCCCGUAUCCCGACCCACGUCUCGGUCUCAUCGAUCAAGCUACAUGCUGAUCCCGCCAAACCAGAUAGCCCGACGGCCCCUGAACCGAGCCCCCAGCCGAAGGGUCUCUCCGAUCGAGCCUGACACCGUACCCACGCAUACACAGCCCUCCAGCCGUCGGCGAAGCGAAAUCUAUCACUUCGAUCCGGUCCAGAUCCCUCGGCACACACAAAGUCAAAACAAUCGCCCCCAACGGCGCUUUGAACAAUAUCGCAACAUAAGCCCCAACUGGCGCAGAAACGACGUCGAGAUCCUGUAUCCCAGCACUCGCAGGCCUCGCAGCUCGACGUGCGGCGGCAUCGGCCCCGCGGGCCAUUUAGAUAGUAUCAGGGAGACGGGGACAUCGGUCGACGAGGCUCGAGUUCCCAACUCAGAAAAGAUGGGGAGAGGCAAUAUCCUGGACCGAAACACGUACCGCGGCGCCAACCGUACCAGUAUGCAUGGGUUUAGUUGA